AUGGCGUCGGCGGUGUUCAAGGCGAAGUGGGAAAAAAUCAUCACGCCCCUGGAUACCUGUGGCACGGUAAUCCUGCAGGGUGACCGCUUUGCGCGCAUCAGAGACAGCGAUAAGCCGCUGACAAAAGCGGUGAUGGACAACCACGCCGGCUGGUUUGAAGCGGUGAAAGAAUGGCCGGUGCUAAAGGAACUCGACAUUCAGGCGCAGUCUUCGGUUUUAUAUGACUGUGUGGCCGUUUAUCUGGCCUUCAGUCGUGCAUAUCUGCAUAUGGAAACGUUGCCGAUAGUCAUCACCAAUGACGGUAAAACACUGAUCGAUGAGGCAGGUGAGGAAACACAGUGUGCCACUGACUGGGUCGAUAAAGACGCCUUCCUGGAUCUGCUGACUGAACCGCUGAUUGCGGCAGAGCUUUGUGGUGUUUCGCUAGAAGUGGUGGGUGACAAACCGGUCAAUCUUGGGCGAUGGCUCUGGGACUAUGAUGCACGUGAACUGUCUGCGGCUGAACAGUCAGCAGAUAGUCCCUAUGCUCGCGCCAGCCAGCGCGGCUUUACCGGAACGUUGUAUAAGACAGAUGCUUUCCUUGCCAGCCAGCCUUUCGGCACGGUGCCGUGCGCCUUCAGUCCAGGUGGUGCGAUCGGGAUUUUUGAAUCCAACAGUAUUUUGCGCGCCGUUGUGCGUCAGUCCGAACAGCCACACGGCCUCUACGGGGUCGAUGGUUACAGUGCUUCCCGUGUGGACAGUUUUCUCGAUGCCAGUCUGGUGUUUUCCCGGGAAGCGCAGGUUUAUCUGCUGGCAAUGUCGGCUAUGCAGCCCGAAACCCAUGCGCGGAUGACCUCAGCGUACGAUUUUUAUCUGCAGGGUGUUGAGAAUGCGCUGCAACACACGUCUCACCUGGCCGAGGAUAAUCUUUCGAUAGCCGACAUCGCCUUCGUAUGCGACCUCGCGCAGUUUUUGCGUGAAGCACACUACAGCGACGCACUUGAGCAGGCCGGGUUUGCGUUGAUAAGUGCACAGGCAUUACAGAAGUACCCAGCUGCGCUGGCGCACAUGCUGACCUUGAGUGAAGCGCCGGCUUUUCGCAAACACAUGGGUACGAGCAAACAAGUGACCGAUAACAGCGAACAGAUCAAAUACUGGAAUGGCCAGGCUGGCGAUACCUGGGCUCGUGGGCAGGAACGGUUGGACAACAUGCUGCAGCCCUUGUCUGAUAUUGCCGUGUCUGCGGCGGCAGCUAAAGCGGGUGAACGUGUUAUCGAUGUAGGGUGCGGAUGCGGUGCAACCAGUCUUGCUCUGGCUGCCACGGGCGCGCAGGUUUGGGGUGUCGACAUCAGCGCGCCAAUGUUGGCCCGUGCCCGUGAGCGUGCAAAAGGCGUGGACAAUCUUGUUUUCAGUGAAGCCGAUGCGGCAGUAGCAGAGCUGACUCCGGACCAUCAACUGAUGUUUUCCCGCUUUGGGGUGAUGUUUUUUGCCGACCCGCUGGCUGCGUUCAAAAACCUGCACAGCGGAUUGUCUGCAGAUGGACGGAUGGUGUUCAUGUGCUGGCAGGCUGCUCAGGUCAACCCGUGGAUUACCAUUGCCGGACGCGCGAUACAGCCUUUCCUGACGCCAGCGGAACCCGUGGAUCCAAAAGCCCCGGGACCAUUUGCUUUUGCGGACAAAGACUAUUUGCAGGGUUUGCUGGUUGAUGCAGGGUUUGCGCAGAUUGAGAUAGAGCCUGUCUCUGCCAGUCUUCAUGUAGGUGAUGAUCUGGAGGCUGCCAUGCAUUCUCAGGGCGAAGUUGGGCCCGUUGCCCGUGCUCUGUCCGAAUUAUCGGGAGAUACGAAGGAGGCAGCGCUGCAGGCGGUACGGGAUGCUUUUGCGCCUCUCAUCACCGAAUCCGGAUUAGAUCUUGAAGGGGCUACCUGGCUGGCGCCCAUACCCAAAGCAGGCGAAGGCCAGGUAUUGGUACGCACGACGGCGUUUGCGAUUACUGCUGGCACUCGCGCAGGGUUACAAGGCAGUGCCAGCUAUGCCGGUGCGCCGACCACGGGUGUUGUGAUGAAUGCAACCGGGGUAGGAGAAGUGGUCGACAGCCGCGCGUCAGACAUCGCGGUGGGCACCAUGGUCAGUGCGCCCACGGGUUGGCAGCAAUACUCAGUGCAUGACGCCCAUGCGGUUGAAGUUAUACCCGCAGCCCAUGACCCCAUCGCCUAUUUAGGUCCGUUAGGUAUCAAUGGCCUGACCGCAUAUUUUGGACUGCUUGAAGUUGGCCAGCCGAAGCCAGGUGAAACCGUCCUUGUCUCUGCAGCGGCCGGAUCUGUAGGGCACCUCGUCGGACAGAUCGCCAAAAUCAAGCAGACCACAGUUGUGGGUGUCUGUGGCAGUGAAGAAAAAGGCGCUGUUCUGGUAGAUCAGCUUGGCUUUGAUGCAUCGGUAAACUACAAAGAACAGAAUUUUCGUGAUGCCCUGAAGGCGGCGACCCCAGCUGGGGUUGAUGUCUAUUUUGAUAACACGGGUGGGUUGAUCCUUGGCUCGGCCCUGUUCCGUAUGAAUACUUUUGGUCGUAUAGCCUGCUGUGGCGUGGUGUCGCAAUACGAUACCGACCGGCCGGAGCCAGGCCCGCGAGGCAUCCCUGGAUUGCUGGUGAACAAGCGUAUAAACAUGCGCGGUUUUCUGGUGUUCGAUUUUGCAGAUCAAUAUGCCACCGCUCGAGGGGUCCUGCAUGGAUGGCUUGCAGAUGGUUCGCUGAAAAGCCUGACCGAUGAGGUUUCCGGUCUGGCGGCUGCGCCUGAUGCGUUUGUUGACUUGUUAAGCGGUGGCAAUAUCGGUACACGUAUUGUGCGGGCGUUCUUCCAGGCGGAUGGUUCGCUACCCUGGUGGGCCGUAUCGGCGAGCAUCCUGGCGACACUGGUGAGUGCGGUAACCUUUAUCUCUGUACCGGCGGCGGUGUUUGCCCCCGGUGGUGAUCUAACUUAUUUCCAGGUCAUUGUGGGUCUGGCACUCGGUAAAAUCGCUGUAGGCAUGCUGCUGGCUAAGCCGUUCUAUGAAGCCAGACAAGCCAACAGCAGCUACGAAUACAUUGGUCAGCGAAUUGAUCCUGCGACAGGAGAGCUGUCGAUGUGCCUGGGUUUACUCCUGACCAUUAUUAAUUCCGGCGUCAAGCUCCUCACGGCCAGCCUGGUACUCGAUGUGAUCACAGGUUGGGGUUUGCCAGGCUGCGCUGGUUUUGUUGUCGUCGUGAGCAUUAUCUGGAGUGCGUUAGCAGGUAUCAAGACAGUCAUCUGGACAGACUUCCUGCUGUUUGUGUUGUUCAGCCUGGGCGCUGUAUUUGCGCUGGUGUUUGUGGCGUUCAACAUUGAGAUGUCGCUGUCUGAAGCGUUGCUGAGUCUUGAUGCGCAGGCAAAGCUGGUACUGUUUGAUUUCUCAACUGAUCCAGAACGCCGCUAUACGAUCUGGGCAGGUGUGAUUGGCGGCAUUGCGCUGAAUAUUGCCCAGGGCAGUACUCAGGGCACCUGGCAGCGGGUGCGUGCCUGCCGUAGCGUAGGUGAAGCGCAGAAGGCAUACAAUUUUGCGGCGCUGUUUUACGUUAUGCAUCUGGUUAUUCUGGCGCUGGGUCUGGCGCUGGUGGUUUUCUACGGUGAGCGCGGCUUACCCGAUGAGCUGGCACAGCAGCUGGCUACCUCACCCGACCGGAUAUUCCCCUACUUUAUAUUGUCAGAAAUACCUGUUGGGCUGUCGGGCCUGUUUAUUGCUGCAAUAUUUGCGGCUGCUAUUUCUACGCUUGAUUCAGCGCUUGCGGAAACAUCGGACCUGAGCAUCACACACUUUUACGCAAAGUAUUUUCGCCCCACAGCAAGCGAAGCCCACUACGUGGCUGCUUCGCGUGUACUGAUGUUGUUCUGGGGUGCGGUCUUCAUGGCGGUAUCACUGUUUUUUGCCCGUUACUCCGGCGAGGGUCUGCUGGAUCUGACAUUCAAACUGCCAAAUUAUGUCUACGGCGCCAUCUUUGGCGCCAUUGUUCUAGCGAGAUUCGGCAUUGGCCAGCUGGGUACGGUUGUAAUCGGUGCGUCUGCAGCAAUUCUGGCUGUGGUGUGGAUGAGCCAGCAAGGCAUUGCGUUUUUUUAUUGGUGCCCUGUGGCGGGCACGUUGAUGGUUGUGCUGGUCUGGGCGCUGGAUAAACGUUGGCCGAAAUCGGUAUCCAUGGAAGCUUAG
Symbiodinium necroappetens is the source of this 4191-nucleotide messenger RNA. NCBI's taxonomy places the organism in Eukaryota, Dinophyceae, Suessiales, Symbiodiniaceae. The record is from the annotation of a GenBank genome assembly.